ACCGUCGCCUCCUCUACUUAAUGCCCCUCGUCUCUUCUCCCGCGUGCACCUCACUAUACGUACGUUGGCACGUACCACGUACGCACAUCCGAUCCACAUGCCUCCUCUUCUGUAUAACCUCUUCGUGCUCAUCGUCGUCUUCCUCGGCGGCGGUGCUCCGGCGUGUUCAGCCGCGACGGACACCGUCAAGCCUGGCCAUGUCGUCGGCGGCAAGGACAAGGUCGUCUCCAACAACGGCAAGUUCGCGCUCGGCUUCUUCAAAGCCCCGGCUCCAAACCAAGAGAAAUGGUUCCUGGGCAUAUGGUUCAACACGGUGCCCAACCGCACCACGGUAUGGGUAGCCAACGGCGGAGAGCCAAUCAUGGACGCCGCCGACGCCGGCUCGCCGGAGCUCACCAUCUCCGGCGACGACGGCGACCUGGUUGCCUUACACCCAACCACCAAGUCAAUAGCCUGGUCAACCAACGUUUCAGCCAAGAACUCCACCAGCAACAGCAACAACACUGCAGCCGUCCUUCUGAACAGUGGAAACCUCGUACUGCAAGACACCUCGAACAUGUCCCAACCUCGUACGCUGUGGCAGAGCGUCGACCACCCGACCGACACGCUCCUCCCCGGCGCGAAGCUCGGCCGCGACAAGCUCACCGGCCUGAACCGCCGUCUCGUCUCCAAGAAGAGCAUGGCCGGCCCGUCCCCCGGAGCCUACUGCUUCGAGGUAGACGAAGACACGCCUCAGCUCGUGCUCAAGCUCUGCAAUUCGUCUGUCACCUACUGGUCCAGUGGACCAUGGAAUGGUCAGUACUUCACUGGCAUCCCUGAGCUGAUCGGCAAUUCACCUGGCUUUCACCUUGGGUUCUUCGACAACAGCAGAGAGGAAUAUCUCCAGUUCAAUGUGUCAAAUGAAGCUGUGGUGACACGCAACUUCAUCGACGUCGAUGGCCGGAACAAGCAGCAGGUUUGGCUGGACAGCUCGCAGUCUUGGCUGACGCUGUACUCCAAUCCGAAGGUUCAGUGUGAUGUGUACGGUGUAUGUGGGGCUUUCUCGGUCUGCAGUUUCAGUUUGCUUCCACUCUGCAGCUGCAUGAAGGGAUUCACUGUUGGAUCAGUGAAGGAUUGGGAGCAAGGCGAUCAAACUGGUGGAUGUGUGAGAAAGAAUCAGUUGGAUUGUGUAGGUAGCAACACGAGUUCAUCAGAUUCAACUGAUAAGUUCUACUCCAUGUCUGAUAUCAUCUUGCCUGACAAAGCUGAAAGCAUGCAGGAUGUUGACAGUUCAGAUGAAUGCAUGAAGCAGCAGAAUUCCAAUGGAGAAAUCAUGUAUCUCCGUCUCUCAGCAAGAGAUAUGCAGAGAAGCAAGAAACGUAGAGUGAUAAUCGGUGUCGUCGUUGGUGCAUGCGCUGCUGGUUUGGCUGUGCUGAUGUUCAUUUUGAUGUUCAUCAUCAGGAGGAACAAAGACAAGAACAGGAGUGAAAAUUAUGGUAGCCUCGUGGCUUUCAGGUACAAAGAUUUGCGUUCUGCAACCAAAAACUUUUCUGAAAAGAUUGGCGAAGGCGGAUUCGGCUCCGUCUUCAGGGGACAACUGCGUGAUUCUACCGGCAUAGCUGUGAAAAGACUCGACGGUAGAUCACAAGGAGAUAAGCAAUUCAGAGCUGAAGUGAGAUCGAUCGGAACCAUUCAACACAUCAACUUGGUUAAUCUGAUUGGCUUCUGCAGUGACGGCGACAGUAGGUUUCUUGUCUACGAACACAUGCCAAAUCGAUCUCUUGACACACAUCUGUUUCAAAGCAAUGGCAAGUUCUUGGACUGGAACACUCGCUACCAGAUAGCUCUUGGAGUUGCCAGAGGCUUGUGCUACUUGCACGAGAGCUGCCAUGAUCGAAUCAUCCACUGCGACAUCAAACCGCAAAACAUACUACUCGACGCAUCGUUUCUUCCCAAGGUCGCGGAUUUUGGGAUGGCAAAGUUUGUAGGGAGAGAUUUCAGCAGAGCACUCACCACCAUGAGAGGAACCAUAGGUUAUCUUGCGCCUGAAUGGAUUAGUGGAACAGCAAUUACACCGAAAGUAGAUGUUUACAGCUAUGGAAUGGUGCUGCUUGAGCUAGUGUCAGGCAGGAGGAACUCAGCCAGAUCAGAAGAAGAAUGCACUACUACUACCACUACUUCUACAUCCACUGACACUGAUGGCAACUAUUCUGUCUACUUCCCUGUGCAAGCUUCAAGGAAGCUUCUAGAUGGAGAUGUGAUGAGCUUGCUGGACCAGAAGCUGUGUGGUGAAGCGGACUUGAAGGAGGUUGAGAGAGUGUGCAAGAUCGGUUGCUGGUGCAUUCAAGAGGAUGAGGUUGAUCGGCCGACGAUGGGUCAAGUGGUCCAGAUUCUUGAGGGUGUCUUGGACUGCGACAUGCCUCCGUUGCCGAGGUUGCUUCAGAGAAUCUUUGAGAGGCCGUCUUCAGUUAGCACCAGCACACCAGUUUUCCUUUUUGUCGGUAGCCCUGAACGCCAAUGAGAAUACAGUAUCAGUUUGGAAUGUACAGUAUAUCUGAAUGUCUCUCUCUUUUUCUUUUUUCUUUUGUUUUAAGGUUGUUAUGUCUGAAACUUUAGUUCAUUUUUGUAGUAUGUAUUGUACUAUCACACCACAUACCACAAGCAGCUUAUACCACUGUAAUUUGAUCAUCAAAGUGUGUAUAUUCCUGUA
Molecule: messenger RNA, 2689 nt
Organism: Oryza sativa Japonica Group (Japanese rice)
Lineage: Eukaryota; Viridiplantae; Streptophyta; Magnoliopsida; Poales; Poaceae
Source: RefSeq, a predicted model, not a curated record